This is a messenger RNA of Mytilus californianus (California mussel), 1218 nucleotides long. Its product is annotated as FMRFamide receptor-like. Gene Ontology annotation, molecular function: G protein-coupled receptor activity. Gene Ontology annotation, cellular component: membrane. Bases 18 to 1097 code for a protein of 359 amino acids. The transcript has a single exon. Gene Ontology annotation, biological process: G protein-coupled receptor signaling pathway. The record is from RefSeq and is a predicted model, not a curated record. Lineage: Eukaryota; Metazoa; Mollusca; Bivalvia; Mytilida; Mytilidae.
AUUGACGAUUCACAGCAAUGGGAUGUCAAAACUGUGUUGUGGCCAAUCAACCAGAACAGCCAAUUGAGUUCAAGGAAUUUUAUUAUCAAGCCCGAUUUGUGACAGGUCUGAUAUUCUUUCCAACCGUAUGUGUUCUUGGUAUGAUUGGAAAUAUCCUCGGAAUAAUCGUCAUGUGUCAGAAGCAAAUGCGUUCAUCUACAAAUAUAUAUCUUCUCUCAUUGGCGAUAUCUGAUUGCAUCAAAAUUCUCAGUGAUGUUCUCUACUUUCUUGUUAUACUACUUUCAGAAGUAGAUCCAUCAACCGGAAAUAAAGCCUUAGGAUUUGUAUAUCCUUACGCUCACUAUAUAUUUAAUGCAUCAUUAUGUGUUUCUGCCUGGCUAACCGUUUCGGUUGCUUUUGAGCGGUACAUAUAUGUGUGUCAUCCGACUAGAGUUAAACGAUUGUGUUCAAUAUCACGUGCCAAAACAAUAUCAACAACAGUUUUUGUGAUAAUGAUGGUAUUUUCUGUUCCAUACGCUAUGCGAUAUAAAACUAUAGAAGUUUUACAAAAUACGACACAAAGUAUAAGCUACGAUCUUCAUCUAACAGAUUUAUGGGCAAAUGAAACGUUUGCUAAAACAUUUAAUUGGUUACAUUACUUUGUGCGUUCCAUCAUUCCUUUAUUCCUACUCAUUAUUCUAAAUACUUGCAUUCUAUACGGAAUACGACGAUGUAGACUUGGUCGUCGGAAACACCGAAUAACUGUGAUGUUGAUUGUUAUCAUAAUAGUUUUUCUUAUUUGUAUAGUUCCAGAUGCCAUCAUGUCUACGUGUCUUGGACUCGGGUAUUAUGAGGAAAAUUAUUUAGCUCGUGGUAUACGUGAAAUCACAGAUUUGUUAUUGUUAAUCAAUACCGGUGUUAAUUUUAUUAUCUAUUGCAUAUUUAACACAAUAUUUUGGAGAAACUUUCAGGAAUUAUUCUGUCCAUGUUGUCUUACUCCAGGAUUUUAUAUAGAAGAUAGUAACGUUCGACGUCUGUCACUAAUUGCUAGAGGUUCGUUGAGAAUUAAUGGAAAUCGUCGCAGUAUUAAUGAUGAUAAACUGUUAACGGAAGUGUGAUUGUUAUUUAUGUAGGUGAUAUUUUUUAUACAAAGAUAUAUUUUUGAAUGGAGUAGACUGGAAGUUCUGUGAUUAUUUUCAUGAAAAAUAUCAAUUUGACAUCAUGUACAUGUAGCAGAAG